Molecule: messenger RNA, 2904 nt
Organism: Manduca sexta (tobacco hornworm)
Lineage: Eukaryota; Metazoa; Arthropoda; Insecta; Lepidoptera; Sphingidae
Exons: 5
Coding region: 270-1727 (485 amino acids)
Source: RefSeq, a predicted model, not a curated record
AGUCGGUCGUCGGUAGAGUGUAGAGACUAGACACUUAGUCAGUAUGCCUCAGCACGCGACGCCGAGCGCCGCGACCGCGACGGUGCUGAUAUUCUCUCGCACAAAUACAACCGUGAAAACAAACACCGCAAUUAUCUCGACGCGAUAAAACGAUACAACGCUAUCAGUUCGUGAUAAUUCACCAGUGUGAUAACAGAUAAAGUAAGUGGUCGACGCCUGUCGCACGGCAUAUUAUGUAAAACCCUAAAAGUGAGUUUUCUGGUGCAAUUAUGGCUGCGAUGGCGGGUUCUGGCAAAACCAUCUCUAUCUACGACUAUCCGGAACACUUGAAUCCAUUCCACGAGGAAGACAAUCACAACAAGAUAAGGUUCUGGACUCUAGGAAGAAAACUCAACCGUUCCAACAGCAUCACUUUCUCCGGCAUCAAAGACCUUAAAAAUUCUUGGGCGUUUCGUUCGUUCUUGAAAAAAGGGAAGAAAGGCCAACAGUCAUCACAAGAAAAGUCUAAGUCAAGCAACCAGGUGAAUGGUGAAAACAGUCCAAUAUUGUAUCGACGAGCUUUACAAUACUCGUCUGCAUCUACCACUGGAACUCGAAGCACGGUCGGGUCACCAGAGCGCUACGUGUAUGGGGGUUCCAUCACCCCGCUCCCCCGCUCUCGAUUCCAAGAGCGCCUGCGAAGUUCCAGCCAGUAUGACACCAGUUCCCUAAGCGCAACACCGCGCAUGGCGAGAAGUGAAAUAACAGGGUCACGUUUAAGUGUCGAAAGUACAAACCCAUUCGACGAAGACCCCGUUCCACCUGUACGAGCUUCGCGACGGAAAAAGAAGCGAGCACCUCCUCCGCCCCCCGUAGCAGUGGUUGGCGAUGUUUCGGUCAAUAGCGAGUUGAGCCAAACAACGGAGUUGCAUAUAACCGAAGCCGACGUUAGCAAAUCUUCCAAAAAAGACUCUGAUCAUGAGUUAGAGGAAUUAAAUACAAACAUUGAACUGAAAAUCGUUGAAGAUCAUGAUAUCAACGAAAAUAAAACUAAUGUUAGCGUUGAAGCAUCCACUGACGUAACGUCUAAUAAAGAAAGAAAUGAAAUCGCUGAUGUUAUAAAUGCAAGAACUGAAGAUAGUGGUGCGGAUAUAAAAUCACUAGAAAAAACUGAUAACGAAUGUAUAGAUACCAAAGAAACAACGAUAAAGAGUGCUGAUUCUGAAGAUAAUAUUUUGAAUUCUGAAGCUUUUCCAAAAGUAGAUAUAGUAAAAUACCGAAGAAACUCCAGUGUAAAUGAAAAUGACAUAAGAUUACGACGUGGUAAUUUAGAAGACUUCCAUUCCUUAUCCAGUAAAAGGAGCAAGAGUCUAACAAAUGCUCUUGACACUAAUUAUAUGUCGUACGACAUAAAUCUAAAUGAACAUAUAGAUAAAGAUGUAAAUGAGAACGACGAGCCGCAAAAGGUUGUGUGUAAGCUAUACGAUGAAUCCUCUCGUAAACAAAGUAUUGACACAACUUCAAGUACUGAAAAAGAGUUUAUCGAAAUAGAUAAAGCAACAAGAGAACUUGAAAGAGAAAUAAAUAAACUAAAUUCGGCUUUACAGGAAGAAGACAUUCCUUCGAUUGAAGAACGUUUAUCUGUCUCAGAAAUUAAAAGAAGAUUUGACAAAAGCGACACUUCAUCGCCUAAUCCUAUACCAAAGCCUAGAAGAAGUCAUUACGGUGGUUCGUCAUCACCCGUCUAAUAAUAAAAACAAAAAACAGCUUUAACUGUAAAUCACUAGAAAAUUCUAAUUGUACAGAAGAGAGAAUGUCACAUGUAAAUUUGAUACAUGCAAGAGGUCAUAGGAUAUACUGUAAAACAAAAGUCCGGUAUAAAAUACAAUAACUUUGUAUACACGCGAUCUGAGUCAAGUCCUACAAUAUUUCUUUGAGUAAAUAGUUCGAAUAUAUAAAGUGAUUUACAGUUUGACACUGUGAAACAUUAAAUAUUUAUUUGUACUACUUACAUUUAACAGCAAGAGUUACCAUAAUGUAAUACGUAUGUAAGGUAUAGAAACGUUUUCCGCAUUUUUAAUUAUGUUUAACUAUUAAUGAAACUGAAGCAAAUAUCUAAAUCACAUUAGAAAAGGGAUCUCAAAUUUAUUUACACACUAUCAAGGGCCAAAUGCAAUACUUUAUGCUAUAAGUAAUUAUAACAAAUCAUCCUCGUAACACACUUCGUAAAUGCCUUCACCGAGAGAAUGAGAUUUUAUGUAUUUAAAUAUAUAUUUUUAUACCUAAGUGGAGAUAAAAUAAGCCCUAUAUUUAUUAUUGCUUUUGCCAUAAAGUAUGUUGCGGCUUAAACUAAGAUUUUAUUGUGAUAACUGUAUCGUUAGAGUGCACGCUUUUGUAAUCGCUACGUCGAAGUCAAUGCGAAGACGCUGUCUGUUAAAAUAUUAAAAUUUAUCUGUAUAAUACGAAUAACAAAAUAAUCAUAUCAUACAUUUUACUACAUAUCAGUGGCGAGGGGUCAAGUUAUUUUUAGAAAUUUAAAAUAUUGAACUGACAACAGAUGGGGUAGAAAAGUUCUUGAGACCACAUACUGGCAAGCAGAGCUUUGGACGUUCUUCUACAAGGUGGCUAGACGAAAUCGUCAAGGUCGCAGGAACUAGAUGCAGGUCGCUCUGGAAAUCUGGGAGAGGCGUAUGUCCAGCGGUGGACUAUCAAAGGUUGAAGGAGUUGAAGAAAAUAUAGAGACUGCAAAUCUGCGAGUGUAAUUCUAAUGGUAAACCAGAAAAAUUGGACUUCAUGUAGGAAACCGGCAUGUGAAACAAGCGAUUUACUGUACUAUCUGUAGUGAAUAAAUGAGAGUAAAUGAAAUAUAUUUUAAUUGUGCAUAAUACAUAUUAUAAUAAUCUUAUAGACAUAAAUUCACAAAAG